AUGGCAAGUUUUUUGUUUCAUGAUGUUAGUGGCGAGAGUGAGGAGGUGGAUGCUAGGGAACCUGCUCGACGAUGGGGCCGGGCGUUAGGAGCAUCGUCGGGGCCUUCUUCGGGACAGUCAGAUGGGGACUGGAGCGAAGACCGACGAGCGGGUGGCAUGGGACCUCACUCCGUUUUUGCAGCAGAACAUCGUCGACCUGAAGGUGAUGACCAAGAGUGGGACCCUUGGUCGGAAGCAGCCGAGCGGCGACCUCGGGAUUAUUUCAAUUGGUCGGCUCCUGGUGCUAACGAAGAUGCUUCUUCGAUGGGCACCUGGGAGCAUGUGGGAAGCGAAGGGGGCCCGUCUUCGACUUCCUGGAACUAUAGCUCCUGGGGCCGCUUGCGAAACACUUCGACGCCUUGGUGGGAGUGGCAGCGCGGGAGCUAUGCGGCCGGCGAUUCCCUCGUCCCGUACCACGGCGAGGACUACUAUGCGGCGAAAUGGGCCGAAGGACGAGGAGGCCGGCAGUGGAACGAGAACUGGGAGACGCCGUCGCAGUGGCAAAGCUCCCGGUCGUGGCACAGUUUGACGCCUUGGGAGGAAGGAAAGGAGCUUGGGCCCUCCUCUCCGCGAGGUCGUGGUCCCGAUGGUGGGCUUCCUCUUGGAGAUCCGAAGGCCGCCGGCGAGGGAGGUGAACGACGUGGACCAGGCAAGGUGACUUCCUCCUACCCUCCUAUCUUCAAGGCGCAGCCGGGCGAGAGCUACCGCGAGUGGAAAAGGCAAGUGGCUUUCUGGUUGGGCGGUGAGGCCGGGCAGCUUCCUCCUCAAUAUGUGGGCCCACGUGUUAUGGUGCAGUUGCGGGAAAGAGCGGCCCAGUUGGUGCGUCACCUAAACAAUGAGGAUGUGAACGGUGCGGGUGGCCUGGACCUCAUCUUGAAGACGCUGGAGAUGAGCCCGCUCAUAAAGCAACUGGACCGCCACCGCGUGGACCAGCACCGCAAGAAGUUGAUGUCGCUGACCCGGCUGCCGAACGAGAGCAUGGAGAGCUACAUCACCCGCGGCAGCAUUUACCGGACCCAGCUUCAAGGGAUGGACGCGGCGAUGAGCAUGGGCGAGAGCUUUUAUACUGGGCACUUGCUGGACCAUGCUCGGCUCACGCGCCGGGACAAGGCGAUGGUGAAGACGAGGGCGGGCGCGGACACCGAGGAUGCGAUCACCACGGCCUUGGUCGAGCUUGCUCCGGAGUUGGAAGGCGAGGCUGGGUACCCCAUUGGCAUGGGCGAGCCGGACCUCUCUUUGCGUCAAGGUGAUGAGUGUUUGGUGCAACCUCAACGUGGUGCUUGGCGCGGACACAAGGCGGCUUUGGGCGCCGAGGUGCCCUUGGAGACUGCCGGGGACGAGCUUCCGGAGGAGAUCGAGGGCCGGAGCGAGCAGGGGAACUCCGACGACGCGGUGGAGGUGAUGCAUGCGGCUAACGAGGCUUAUGCCCUGCAUUUUCGGGCCAAGCAGAAGAUCGCCGAGGUGAAGAAGCUCCGGCAGUACUAUGGCAAGGGCGAUAAAGCAGAGAAGCCCUCUUCUGAGGAGAGGCGCCGGGCAAUCGCCGAGCAGAUGAAGAUUCACCCUUGCCGUAUUUGUGGAGAGCAUGGCCAUUGGGCACGUGAGUGCCCAAAGAAGGGCUCGGUGAAUGCCACUUUGGUUGCGUGGGCCCCUCCGAGCGCGAAGUGCUCUCCCCCUGCCAACGAGACCGACCAGUGGAGCUUGUUGGCAUCCUGUGUGCAGACCAGUGACUCCUCGCAGGCGUUCCAAUACAUGAAGGGUUGCGCGUUCCUGGAUGUUUUGGUUUCUCGCCGGGGGCACCGCAGGGGAGCUGAUGUAAUAGAUGUGCAGUGGUGCAUGCAGGAACUUGUCAACAAAGUUAUCCUCGACAUUGGUUGCAUGAAGAGUGUGGUGGGAACUCGGUGGAUGAAUAGUGUGGUGCGUCGGUGGCGCGAAGAAGGUCGUUGGUACAAGGUUGUUCGGGAGUCAGAACUUUUUUGCUUUGGGAACGGCACCACACUUCGCAGUUGUUAUGCUGUGGCUUUUGAAGCUACCUUUGCCCGAAAGCAUGUGAUCUUACGCUUUAGUGUUGUGGCAGGGGACUGCCCCCCCUUGCUCUCCAAGCCGGCGUGUUCACAACUUGGGCUGAGCAUUGACUGCGGCAAGCACUGUUUGAGUUCUUCCAAACUGAAGGUGAAGGCGUAUGGUCUCCCGCAUGCACCUAACGGGCACUACCUCAUGAAUAUCGAAGAGUUUGAGGGCAUCGUUAGGACCCCGAUUCCCCGAGAUUUCGCCCUCCCUGCCGAUGUGGAAGCCUAUGUGUUGCAGUGCCAGGGUGAGAGUGAAACUUCGGUGCUCGCGCAGCUUGGCUCUAUGCCGUCUGAGGCGGAACCAGCAGCGCAGUGCCCGGACCUGGAGGAGCCGGAGGACCCCUGGAUGGAGGUGGAGGACGAAACUCAUCCUCUACGGCGUUCUCUGCGGAGCACCACGCGGCCGAAGGAGACCCUGACCGAGUACUACGACUUGACCGAGUUGACCCCGGAGGAGAAGCACUUGCUGGUGAAACGUCGAGCUCGCGCCGCCGCAGCCCGCAGCCGCAAGCAGAACAACAAAGCGCUGACGGGGCACCUGGCCGACUUCCCCAGCCUGAGCGACCGAUGGAGCAGCGACCUGGCGCUAAACAUCGCAGGCUCGCUGAGGGCACGGAUGAUCACCUUCGCUUGGAAGCGCUUUCUUUGGUUGCUGCGGGUGAAGGAGGCCGUGACUCGGAGCUUUCCGGACGUGGUGUGGAAGAGGAACCGGCGAUGGGUGGCGAACCUUUUGAUGCGCGAGGCGGCCGCUGCUGCCGUGGCAGAGCGACCUCUACAACCAGAUUCCGGAGACCAAGGGGGUGGUGGCCGUGCGUUGUCGAAUCAGGUCUUACAGGUCACUCGUCCAAAUCGUGGUCUGACUCAAAAGCUGAAGGCUGGGGUCCAGACCAUUUUGAGCGAUAUGUCGGAGGUCAACCGGGUGGCCCGUUUGAACACCAAGAGCUACGUUCUGGAGAUCGUGGGCGAGACGGUCAGGCCUUCUCAGGUGUUCCCCGAGAACCUCAAUUGGAGACGGGCCCCUACGUUCGAGCAGAUAUAUACCCCCACCGGGGCCGUGCUGUUGAAACAGUGGAUGUCCAUCGAAAGGCCCGACCUCGUGAUCAUGCGCCCUUCAGGUGAGCUUUGGCUUCCUCCGACUCUUCGUAUUCGGUACGAUCCGCAACUUCAGCGAGAAGCUCGCAGCGCAGCUAUGAAGGAGUGGUAUUUGGUGCGGGACCUCUGGAAACAUCAGACCGAACUCAAGGGUUUGAUGUUGGUGGACCAGCCCUUUGGGUCCGAAGCUUGGGAGCUCACCUUUUUGCAGGACCUCCCGGGAUGGCGCACGCUCGUGGUGGACAAAUGUGCUUUUGGGCGUCGACCAGAUGAAGCGGUGCUCGACCCUCCUCUUCAAGGCCGGGCCCACUUUGGGGUGAAUGAUGCCAGCUUCGCUGUCGAGCUCAGCAAGGCCGCCCGGUGUCGCUGCCCAAAUGGCCACGAUCGUACCAGCAAUCUGCGCUGGGAGGCCCUGGCUGGUCAGGUGUGGUCCCUUGGCUGGUGGAGCUAUGUACUGGAGGCGGCCCAACGAGUUCUACGUCAGCGUGCUCCCUUGGACUCCUGGAAUGGGUUGGCUGAGCCGGUGGACGAGGAAGGUUGGUUUGUGGCUCCGGUGGCCAACAGCCAGCUGCCUGAGGAAGAGCUUCGUCGAGUUCUUGGGCAAAUUGGGAGCAGCGGAGAAAGGUACGAUUACGUGACCUUUGAAGGUGAUGCUGCCCAGCUUCCUCGUGGAGUUCGAGCUGCCGUCGCCCACUUACACAGCACGCUCGGCCACCCGGGCAACGACCGGCUGGUGCGCAUGUUGGUGCUGUCGGGCGCCAAGGAGGAAGUCUUGACUGCCGCAAGGAGUCUGAGGUGCCAAGUCUGCGCCUCCGUUCGGGGCCCUGCCAACGACCCGCAAGUCUCCUGUCUGAAACCGAAGAUGUUCAAUGCGGCCCUCUCUGGAGAUAGCUUUUUCAUCUUCGACGCUGAGGGCACCAAGUUCGGCGUGGUUCACUUCAUCGAUGGGCUCACUGACUUCCACGUGGGCCAGUGCUUCUCGCAGCCGAACUCCAGCCGGGCGGCCCGUGUUCUUCCUGAUAGCUGGUAUGGUGUUUUUGGGCCUCCGGAUGUUCUACGCACGGAUGGGGGAACGGAGUUCCAGGGAGCCGUGACGGUCCUCAACGAGCUCUUCGGCGUCCCCCACCAGGUGAUCCCGGAGGGCGCAAAGUACCAGUUGGGCCAGGUGGAGCGGCACGGAGGCGUGCUGAAAAUCAUGUUGAUGAAGAUGGUGGACGCUCUGCAGCUCAAGGGCCUGGAGGAUAUGAGGAUGGGGGUGGCUGCCGGGCUGGCUGCCAAGAACCGGCUCCUGACUGGAGCUGGCGUGUGCCCACUUCAAGCGGUGACGGGCCGGGCUUCUCCUUUGCCGUUGUCCUUGAUGACGCAGCUCUGCUCAGGCAAGGUCAAGUACCGGUUGAACCAGAGCCUGGAGGACGACGAGGCCCUUCAACGUGCUGACCGCGUUCGUCUGGGAGCUCAAGAUGCUAUUCAGUGGAUAGAUGCACAGAGCACCCUGCGUCGGGCACUCAAUGCCAAGAGCAGGCCCCCGAACUUGGAGCUGCUGAAGGAGGGUGCCACGGUGUAUGUCUAUGAGAGUUCGCGACAACACCUCUUGGGUGGGGCCUGGAUCAAAGGCCGGGUCAAGGCGGUUGCGAUGGAACGUUUGCGCCUGGCCACGGUGGACGAGCUCCUCGGUGCCACGGUUGUCUCGGACUUUGUCAAGGAGCUGGAACAGGAGUUGUCGCAGGGCCAAGCCCGAUUCCUCCUCCUCUUCCUCGAGUUCUUCGGAGGCAGAGGUGGGAUGGAGUGGGACGCCACGGAAGAGCAAGCCUUACGCCGGUCGGUGGCGACGGACGUCCCGGUGCAGCUCCUGCGGGAGCGUGAGAAGAGGGCGACCACGGAGCGCGAGGCCCAGCUGGACCCCCACGAGCUGGACUUCCUGAAAAAGCGCCGUCUGUUUGAGAAGGUCAGUGACCAGUUGGAGCCUCCGACCACUUUGCAGCAGGCGGCAGCGCGCGGGCAGAUGGAGGAUGCCUACCAGAAGUCCCAGCGCAAGGUGAUCAAGGCCUUACCCUCGAAGGCUCGAGGCACUACUUCGGCGAGUUCGCGCGGGCCUUCGAUUCAUCAAGUAGGCGUGGCCGCCCCUGGUCCUUCUUCGUGGCAGGAGCUCUAUGGCGAGGACCUCGACGACUUGUUCGAAGUGUACGCGGCGUGUGAGGUUCGUGCCGAGCAGCCCCAGGAGAUCAAGGAGCUCUUCGACUUCGGCAAGGGCGCUGUGGAGGAAGUGCGUUCGGGCACGGCCCCUGUGAUGGGCAAAGAUCGUGUGGAGCUUCAGUGGCGGAAGCUCGACGCGAGCUGGCGCCAAGCCUUCACCCAGCCGAUCGUGGAAGCGAUUCAGGUGUACAUCAAGCACGAGGCGAUUGAAACCAUUCCAAAGAAACGGUGGAUUCCUCCGGAAAAGAUCCUUUCCUCCCGCUUCGUCCUCACCAACAAGACCAAGGAGGAGCCCGACCCUUUCAAGUGCAAGCUCAAGGGCCGAUGGAUUAUUGGGGGGCACAAGGACAGCGAGGCAGGGAUGCAUCAGACGGCCUCCCCUACGGCCUCUCUCUUGGGGCAGAAUUUGGUGAACUUCCUGGCGGUGCAGUUUGGAUGGGCGGUGACCCACGAGGAUGUGACGGCCGCCUUUUUGCAGGGGAGGCCGUUGCCUCCCGAGCGGGAAGUGUAUGUUCGGCUCCCGAAGGAGGACUACCCAGCGGAGAUCUACGACCUCAUCCGCCUGUUUGUGGGUCCGGGAGCUCGCGUCGACCUGGUGAAGAUGACGAAGGGUGGCUUCGGACUUCCUGAGUCCCCGCGCCUCUGGUACCAGGAGUACAAGAGCACCUUGGGUGAGCUCGGCCUCCGGGAACUUCGUUUGCUGCCUGGUGUGUUUUGCCAGAUGCGCGACCAAGGCCACCUCGGGGCCAUUGCCUCUAUCCAUGUGGACGACACCAGGUACACUGGAGACAAGGAGGCCGAAGCAACAUGGGAGAGGCUGCAUGCGAGGCUUCAGUUCGGGAAGAGGCGCCAAGCCUGCGAUGGACGGCAGAAGUUUUGCGGUCGCUGGGAGAAGCAGGAUCCCACAACGAUGGAGAUCUUUUACAAGAUGGACGACUAUGUGAAGGAGAUUCCCCUGCUUCCUCCUCGACCGCCGGGCGAUCCUAUGCUUCCUCUUACGGAGUAUGAGAAGAAGUUGAUCAGCUCGACCGUAGGUCAGCUGAUGUGGGCGGGACGCCAAGCUCGCUUCGACCUCCUCUACGGCACCUCUCAUGGACAGCAACUGGCCGGAACUGGUGACCCCCUCGCCCUUGAAGCUCUCAACAAGGUGGUUCGGCGAGCUCGCGAGGACGUUCCUUUGGUGGUGAAGCGUUUGGGGGUCCCGAUGGACCAAUGGUGCGUGAUUACCGCGUCAGAUGCGGCGUAUGGUGCGCAGCCUCGCGGGGCCAGCCAAGGUGGGUUCGUGAUCAUGAUCGGGGACCGCAACAUUGCGAAUGGCCCCUCGAACGUGGCGAUCUUGGAGGUGCAGAGCUCAAAGAUUCAGCGAGUCGUUCGAUGUUCAAUGUCGGCCGAGCUCAGCAGCGGGGCCACGGCCUUUGAGUACGGUGACUACGUCAAGGCCGUGCUCGGGGAGAUCGUGUUGCCGCCUUUCUCUUUGAAGGAGUGGAAGACGGCCACUAUGCUUUGGAGGCACUACCUCGUCCUGGACGCCAAGACCGCAUACGACGCCCUCCACUCGGAGAACUUACCCUCUGACCGCAAGCUGCUCAUCGACAUCGCUGUGCUCCGGGAGGCCCUGACUGACAACCACCAGACCUUCGUGAGGUGGGUUCCGGGAGCAGAGAUGGUGGCGGACGCCCUUACCAAGUGGAAUGGCAAUGGGGUGCUUCAGCGUGUGAUGGAGCAGGGCCAAUGGUCGCUAGCCGACACUCCAGAACUACGUCGUCUUCGAGAGACAGCGGCUGCCCGUAAGAAGGCCAUUUUGGCCAAAGCCCGGAUUCAAAAGGAAUCCGGUGGCUAA
This is a messenger RNA of Symbiodinium necroappetens, 7230 nucleotides long. The record is from the annotation of a GenBank genome assembly. NCBI's taxonomy places the organism in Eukaryota, Dinophyceae, Suessiales, Symbiodiniaceae.